UCCUUUCCCUUGGACCCCUCUUGUUGUUCGCCUCGAUGAUGGCGGUAGAGACGUUGCGGCUGAGGAAGGAGGGUUUGGGGCCGCCGGCGGCAGCCGCGGUGGCUGGAGGGGAAAAGGAGGCCCACUUCCGCGGUGUGAGGAAGCGGCCGUGGGGAAGGUUCGCGGCGGAGAUCCGAGACCCGUGGAAGAAGACGAGGAAGUGGCUGGGGACCUUCGACACCGCUGAGGAGGCGGCGCUGGCCUACGACGCGGCGGCGCGUACGCUCCGUGGGUCCAAGGCCAAGACCAACUUCGGGUACUCCGCCGCUGACGUCGAGAUCGUUCCCGCCGCCGUGCAGGAGCCGCAGAUCGGCUGGCUGUCGUCGUCGCCGUGGCGAUCGGGCUUCCGGGAACCUGCAACGGCGUUGAACGGGCGAGAUCUGUUCCUGGGGCAGCCGGGUUUGGCGGUGGAGAGCGGAUCCGAGUUCUCCGGGUACCGAUUCGAAGCGGUGAAGAUGGUGGUGAAGGGCGAGCAGGAGAGGAGGGGGACGGUGGCGGAGGGUAAGAAGAAGCCGCCCUUCUGCUUCGAUCUCAACCUACCCCCUCCGUUCGUGUGACGGAGAUCGAUCGCCUCGGAUCCAUGUCCGGCGGUUUUUUUUGUCCUGUAGUAUUUACCUGUCCUCGCCUUCUUCGGUUCCCUCUCUCUUGUGACAUAUCCCGACAUCUAUUAUGCCCUUUCCUCGCUGCGACUGAA
Musa acuminata AAA Group (dessert banana) is the source of this 733-nucleotide messenger RNA. Its product is annotated as ethylene-responsive transcription factor 3. Bases 36 to 596 code for a protein of 186 amino acids. The transcript has a single exon. Gene Ontology annotation, molecular function: DNA-binding transcription factor activity; DNA binding. The record is from RefSeq and is a predicted model, not a curated record. Gene Ontology annotation, biological process: regulation of DNA-templated transcription. NCBI's taxonomy places the organism in Eukaryota, Viridiplantae, Streptophyta, Magnoliopsida, Zingiberales, Musaceae.